AUGUGGGAGGAAGAGCCUCAUCAGCACCAUCAGCACCAUCAUCACCACCACCACGAAGACGUAUAUAUCGUGUCUGACGAUUCUUCGUAUGUACUCUUGCGCCCGCCGGCUGAGCGCCGGCACUUCGGACCGCUGUUCCAGGACGAGGACGAGAACGGGGACGACAGGCGGCUGCACUUCCAAUACUCGCAGUGCACUGGGAGGAGGAAGGCGCUUUGCAUCGGUAUCAACUAUAUCGGUCAAUCCGAGGAGCUCAAGGGAUGCAUCAACGAUGCACACAACGUGCGCCGGUUCCUGUGUGAGGACUAUGGAUACCAAUAUGAAGACAUUGUGGUGCUAACGGACGACUCGUCGAACCCCCGCUCGAUUCCGACGAAGGAGAACAUGAUCGAAGCAAUGAAGUGGCUCGUCAGUAAUGCCCAGCCGCAUGACGCACUGUUCUUCUAUUACUCGGGUCACGGUGAGCAGACGAAGGAUAUGAACGGAGAUGAGCAGGAUGGGUAUAAUGACGUGAUCUACCCUGUUGAUUUCCAAGAGAAUGGCCCUCUCGUGGACAAUAUGCUGCAUGAUAUCCUUGUGAAGCCAUUACCUCCUGGCUGUAGGCUUACCACAAUAUUCGACUCUUGCCAUUCCGGUACUGCUCUCGAUCUACCGUACAUCUACAACCACUAUGGCAAGAUAAAGGAACCCGGUUUCAUUAAGAAAGCGUCGCAAGGCCUACUCACCGCAUUCGCUGGUUGCGGCUUCGCUCGUGCAUUCUCCUCGGCAAUUGAGUUCAUGGAGCGUCGCUUGCGGCAGACGAAGACGAGCCCGGCAGACGUGAUAUCAUGGAGCGGAUGCAAGGACUCGCAGACGAGCGCGGACAUGUUCGAGGCAGACCAGGCGACGGGCGCGAUGAGCUACGCGUUCAUGACCUCGCUGAGGCAGAACAGGCACCAGAGCUACCAGCAGCUCCUCGUCAACCUUCGCGGCAUGCUGCCACAGCAUUACAACCAGACCCCACAGCUGUCUAGCUCGCAUCCGAUGGACACUCGCUUGUUGUUCAUCUGUUGA
Messenger RNA from Sparassis crispa, 1053 nucleotides. RefSeq names its product Metacaspase-1A. The record is from RefSeq and is a predicted model, not a curated record. Lineage: Eukaryota; Fungi; Basidiomycota; Agaricomycetes; Polyporales; Sparassidaceae. Bases 1 to 1053 code for a protein of 350 amino acids. Gene Ontology annotation, molecular function: cysteine-type endopeptidase activity. Gene Ontology annotation, biological process: proteolysis. The transcript has 14 exons.